GCAAGUGCAAGAGAGAGAAAGAGGGUUGCUAUAGAUUAGGCGGGAUUAUAGAAACACGUCUGGUUUUUAUCAGAACACCAUGUCCAGAAGGCCUCUUCCCUCGAGCUUUCUACUCGUCAGGGGUUGGGUCCGUUUCCCCAAAAGCUCAGAUGCCAUACUCGGCUUUCUUCUUCUUCUUCUAUCUUCUUCCUCCACCCCAAACCCUGGCUCCACCAUUCUCCCCUAGAGGGCCCCACCACCCUCACCUUCUUCUCAUCUUCACCCUCAACGGAUCUCCAUUUCUUCUUCUUUUAAGAGGUUGAUGAAGAUGAUUAUCCUUGGAGACACAAGAAGGGCAACGUUUUGGAAUGGUUACAUAAGACUCUUACCAGAAAACCAAUAUUAGCUCAAUGUAUUACUACUGCUAUGGUUGGUCCACGAACAUGGAUUGGAGGAAUCUUUAGCCGAACAGGCCUCAAGCGCUCUGGAAGUAACAAAUACAUUGAUUUUAAGUGGACUCCUGUUCAGGAAGCAAGAUAUCAGAGGCUUCAAGAUCGUACAAAUGUGCCUUAUGAUGAGACUUGCAUUGAGCAUCAAAAAGCCCUUGUAGAACUGUGGAAUUUAGCGUAUCCAAAUGUUACACUUCAAGGAUUGAUCUCCGAUCAAUGGAAGGAAAUGGGGUGGCAAGGAGCUAAUCCAUCGACCGACUUUAGGGGUUGUGGUUUUCUUUCACUUGAGAAUUUGCUGUUCUUCGCAAAAACAUUUCCAACUGCUUUUCGUAGGUUACUAUUCAAACAACGUGGAAUAAGGGCACAAUGGGAGUAUCCUUUUGCUGUCGCUGGCAUUAAUGUAUCAUUUAUGUUGACUCAGAUGUUGGAGUUAUAUUCAGUUAAGCCUAGAUGUCUUCACUGUGUCAAUUUUGUAAAAAUAUUGGGAGAGGAUGAAGAAGCCUUUGAUGUUCUUUAUUGUAUAGCUUUCGCAUUGAUGGAUGCACAGUGGCUCGCUAUGCAUGCAUCCUACAUGGAAUUCAACGAAGUUUUACAGGUUACACGGACGCAAUUGGAGAGAGAACUUGCACUGGAAGACAUCCACAGAAUACGAGAUUUGCCCGCCUUUAACCUUUUGGAUACUUAGUUUAUUUGACUUGAAUGGUUGUACAGUUAGAUUUCACAAGAUUCUUCUCCUUUCAACUCCCAUGGCUGACCACCAUGCCGUGAAAUGAGGUUAGAUUCAGUUUUUGGUUGCAGUUUUGUAGUUAAACCUUGAUGCUGCUCUUUCAGGCUCAUUUCUUCAUAGAUCAAUAUAUCUUUUUACAUGU
Messenger RNA from Cynara cardunculus var. scolymus (artichoke), 1297 nucleotides. RefSeq names its product ELMO domain-containing protein A. Bases 406 to 1113 code for a protein of 235 amino acids. The record is from RefSeq and is a predicted model, not a curated record. The transcript has 10 exons. NCBI's taxonomy places the organism in Eukaryota, Viridiplantae, Streptophyta, Magnoliopsida, Asterales, Asteraceae.